UUCAAAUAUUAACAGUUUGUUGUGACAUACUUUGUUCAAUAUUGUUAAUAAUGAAAAAAUCAUUAACUGAUAUUGAGGUGGAUAUCAAUUUGUUUCAAAGUGAUUUAAAAGAUAUCAAUCGAGAAUUCAUCCGGAAAAUCGUUUCGAUAUUCAAUGCUACUUAUGUUUAUGGUGAAGCAAUAUGCAAAUGGCUAUCGUUGACACAUGAUCCCAAACUACCACAAAACACUUACAUUUUGAAUGACAAUAAAGUUAUUCAAUUCGAUUCAGGUAAAGAUUUUGUUGUCGUUCUAACUAAUGAUGGAGGAGUCUAUCUAGCCAGAAGUGAAUAUUCAUGUUGGAAAACGUUUUAUUUUACGUUUAAUUGUUGGCAAUCUAUCUCGACUAAAUCUAAUGAUUGUUUUGAAAUGAUAGCAUGUGGACGUAAUCAUUUGUUGUUGUUACGACAAGAUGGUACUGUUUUCGCUCUGGGAAGUAAUAACUAUGGCCAAUCGACUGGUAAUUCACAAUCAUCGUUUAAAACUCUCGUCAAUACUGGUUUGAAAAAUGUCAAAAUAAUAGCGUGUGGGGAAUACCAUAGUCUUGCUGUCACCAAUACUAAUGAAAUUUAUUCCUGGGGCUAUAAUGGCUAUGGACAGUUAGGUCUUGGCGAUACAAAUAACCGAACAACACCUUCACUGGUUUCAUUUCCUAAUGGUUCGACUGAUAGUCCGAUCAAAAAUAUUGUGGCCGGCAACCAGCAUUCAUUAUUUUUAUUGGAGGAUGGUCAGAUUUUCGGAUGUGGUUACGGUCAACGUCUUAUCAAUGAUAACAUGCAAGAUGCAAUGGUGCCAAUAAAAAUAUCAAUUGAAAAUGUGCAAAGUGUGGCUUGUAAGAAUCAUCUCAAUGUUUCAAUGGCUUUGGAUCAGUCAUCACAGUAUUAUGCAUGGGGUAUUAUGAAUGAUGGACUAUUUUCAUCACCCAAAAAAUUGGAUGGUCCACCGGAAUCAUUUGCCGCAGCAUCAGCAAUGAUAAACAAAUCUCCAAUCACUUAUGGCCUAACAUCAACUGUCAAUGUGUUGCAAUCAAAUAAUCCCAUUUCAUUUAUUGCAUUAUUGAAUAAUCCGGAUAAUUAUGAUGUCGAGUUUGUUAUCGAUGAUAAACGUAUAUUGGCUUCAAAGUGUUACCUGAAAAUAGCAUCACAAUAUUAUGGUCGAAUGUUUUCAGGAAAAUGGCUGGAAAACACUGAAGUGGUCAUCAAAGAUUAUAGUUAUGAUGUCUAUUACGCAUAUCUAGUCAUGUUACAUAAUGGUCGCAUCCGAAUCGAUCAAUUCAACAUAUUCCAACUUAUUGAUUUGGCCAAUUGUUAUAAUGAUCAACAAUUAAUGAAACAAUGUCAUACAUUCAUACAAAACAAUCUGAAUGAACGGACAUUAUUUACUUAUUUUCCCUUGAUUAACAAAUACCAACUUGAUGACGUGCAUGACAUACUUGUAGAACUAACAAUCGAGAAUGUAUGGCCUAAAAUAGCUGACAAUCUGAAAACAGACAAAACUAAAAUUGUCAAAUUUCUUGAAUUGGUUUUAUUCGAACAACAAUCUUUAACUACCGAACAAUAGUGUAUUGAAUUUGAU
Messenger RNA from Dermatophagoides pteronyssinus (European house dust mite), 1613 nucleotides. RefSeq names its product RCC1 and BTB domain-containing protein 1-like. The record is from RefSeq and is a predicted model, not a curated record. NCBI's taxonomy places the organism in Eukaryota, Metazoa, Arthropoda, Arachnida, Sarcoptiformes, Pyroglyphidae.